Talaromyces rugulosus is the source of this 2316-nucleotide messenger RNA. RefSeq lists its product as uncharacterized. Gene Ontology annotation, biological process: COPII-coated vesicle cargo loading; endoplasmic reticulum to Golgi vesicle-mediated transport; COPII-coated vesicle budding. The record is from RefSeq and is a predicted model, not a curated record. The coding region runs from base 1 to 2316 and encodes 771 amino acids. The transcript has 7 exons. Gene Ontology annotation, cellular component: COPII vesicle coat; endoplasmic reticulum exit site. Gene Ontology annotation, molecular function: GTPase activator activity; zinc ion binding. NCBI's taxonomy places the organism in Eukaryota, Fungi, Ascomycota, Eurotiomycetes, Eurotiales, Trichocomaceae.
AUGGACUACGAGGCGCUGAAAGACCAGUGGAGCGAUGUCGAGGAUCGCGAUGGUGUCAGGCUCAGCUGGAACACAUUUCCAAGCUCGCGCAUGGAGGCAUCCCGCUUAGUUGUCCCCAUCGGAGCAGUGUAUACUCCACUCAAGGAGAAGUCCGACACCCCGCUGCUGCAGUAUGAACCUGUGACGUGCAAGGCUCCUUGCAAGGCUGUUCUCAAUCCUUAUGCUAAUGUUGAUGUCCGAGCUCGGAUCUGGAUAUGCCCGUUCUGUCUUAUGCGCAAUCCGCUGCCACCACACUACAAGGACAUUACCGAAAAUGCCAUUCCCCCGGAGCUUCAUCCCCAGAGUACCACCAUCGAGUAUCGAUUGGCUCGUCCGGCCCCGGCCCCGCCUAUUUUCGUGUAUGUCGUCGACACUUGCCAGGAGGAGGACAGCAUGCAGGCCUUGAAGGACUCUCUCGUUAUGAGCUUGUCUUUGUUGCCUCCCAAUGCCCUGGUCGGUCUGAUUACGUUUGGCACAAUGGCACAAGUCCACGAAUUGGGCUACGGAGAGUGCGCAAAAUCCUACGUAUUCCGAGGCAGCAAGGAUUAUGCAUCAAAGCAGGUUCAGGAGAUGCUUGGACUUCUUGCGCCUGGUCUCCGCCCCGGCGCUCCCCAGGUUCCAGGUCGCCCACCGCCUCCCAUGGGCCCUGCAGCUCGAUUCCUUCUUCCCGUGCAGCAGGCUGAAUUUCAAAUCACCAACGUUCUCGAGCAGUUGCAGCGUGACCCAUGGCCCGUUGCUAACGAUAAGCGUGCUUUGAGGUGUACUGGAAUUGCUGUCAGCGUUGCUGUCGGCUUGUUGGAAACUUCAUUCCAGAACGCUGGUGGACGAAUUAUGCUGUUCACCAGUGGCCCUGCCACCGAGGGCCCCGGUGCUGUUGUUAGCCCAGAGUUGAAGGAGCCCAUUCGGUCUCAUCACGACAUUGACAGAGAUAACAUCAAAUACUACAAGAAGGCGGUCAAGUUUUACGACAAUCUUGCAAAGCGCGCGGCACACAACGGCCACAUUGUCGAUAUUUUCGCUGGCUGUCUCGAUCAAGUCGGUAUGCUGGAGAUGAAGAAUUUAUCAAACUACACUGGCGGCCACAUGCUGUUGACUGACAGCUUCACGUCAUCGCAAUUCAAGCAGUCAUUCGUCCGAGUCUUUGACAAGGAUGAGAAUGACAACCUUCUCAUGGGCUUCAAUGCAUCACUGGAAGUCCUCACCACAAAGGAACUCAAAGUCACGGGUCUUAUUGGACACGCUAUCUCUUUGAAUAAAAAGUCCAGCAGUGUUGGAGAGACUGAGUGUGGUAUUGGAAACACAUGUGCGUGGAAAAUGUGCGCUAUCGACCCUGCAGCAAGUUAUGGUAUCUACUUUGAGAUUGCGAACCAAGGUGGCCCUGCGCCCAUGCAACAGGGACCCCAGCGUGGAAUGAUGCAGUUCCUCACGUACUACCAGCACUCUUCUGGCCAGUUCCAUCUGCGAGUCACGACGAUUGCCCGAAAUCUCAGCGGCCCUGCCGGUGAUCCAGCACUUGCUCAGUCCUUUGAUCAAGAAGCUGCAGCAGUGCUCAUGUCUCGCAUUGCGGUGUUCAAGGCCGAAGUUGACGAUGGUCCUGAUGUCUUGCGGUGGGUCGACCGCAUGCUGAUCCGGCUCUGCUCUCGUUUCGCAGAUUACAGAAAGGAUGACCCGACGUCCUUCCGCCUUGAAAAGAACUUUACACUUUACCCACAAUUCAUGUUCCAUCUCCGGCGAAGUCAGUUCUUGCAAGUUUUCAACAACUCCCCUGAUGAGACAGCGUUCUACCGACAUGUCCUGAAUCAUGAAGAUACUGGCAACUCUUUGAUUAUGAUUCAACCUACUCUCGAUUCAUACUCUCUGGAGCAAGAGGGUAGCCAGCCAGUGCUGCUUGACUCUGCUUCUAUCCAACCUACUCACAUCCUCCUUCUCGACACCUUUUUCCACCUUCUAAUUUUCCACGGAGAGACCAUGGCCGAAUGGAGGAAAGCUGGUUACCACGAACAGGAAGGAUACGAGAAUUUCAGGUCCAUUUUGGAGCAACCAAAAGAAGAUGCCAGGGAACUCAUUGCCGACCGCUUUCCGCUGCCUCGUUUCAUUAUUUGUGACGCAGGUGGCUCUCAAGCUCGGUUCUUGCUUUCGAAACUCAACCCGUCGACUACUCAUUCGACAGGCGGCUACGGAGGUGGUGUGACGGCACAGACCAUCUUCACCGACGAUGUAUCGUUACAAACAUUCAUGGAACAUCUGAUGAAGCUUGCUGUCUCGGGCACCAACUAG